Molecule: messenger RNA, 1194 nt
Organism: Aspergillus luchuensis
Lineage: Eukaryota; Fungi; Ascomycota; Eurotiomycetes; Eurotiales; Aspergillaceae
Exons: 5
Coding region: 1-1194 (397 amino acids)
Biological process (GO): regulation of mRNA processing; protein phosphorylation; spliceosomal complex assembly
Molecular function (GO): protein kinase activity; ATP binding
Source: RefSeq, a predicted model, not a curated record
AUGGAAGACCUGUCCGUCUACGAGCAGAACAAUCUUCUCUACUCACAGGAAAAGCUAUCAAAGUAUCGACCAGGUGGAUACCACCCAGUCUCACUGGGAAACACCUUCAAGGAUGGUCGCUACGAAAUUCAACAUAAACUAGGCUGGGGAGGAUUCUCCACCGUGUGGCUUGCGUACGAUAAAGAGAAAGUUCAAUGGGUUUCGAUGAAGAUAAUGAGAGCAGAUACCUCCCAGGGCUCUCGAGACCUUCACAAUCUACAAUUAUUAGCAGACCGGUCCCAGGGAAAGCCGUCUGCAAAAUACAUUGUUUCCGUUCUCGACUCAUUUACUCAUCAGGGCCCUAAUGGUACCCACUUGUGUAUUGUAUUUGAAUUGCUCGGUCCUUCUGUCAGUAAGGUUGUUAAUGAUUAUCAUUCCUUUGGGGAUGACCUUGAGAUGGACAUUAUUCUUCGGAUGUCGGAGCAGCUUCUAGAAGCUAUCAGCUUGAUUCAUGUAGCUGGCAUGGGACAUGGAGAUAUAAGCGGCGGAAACAUCGCCUUCAGCUGUACCAAUCUCUCGCACGCCACAAAAGAAGAACUCUUCGCAGUUCUCGGAUCUCCAGAAGUGGAAGAACUAACUCGACUCGACGGCAAGCCACUAGACAACAGCCUACCAAAUCAACUAGUAAAAUCCGCAGAUUGGGAAAAUUGGGUAGAUGAAGAUGAAGAAGAUAUUCGAAUUCUUGACUUUGGGGAGGCAUUCAUACAGGGGAAUGAGCCUAAAGUACUUGCUCAGCCAGGGCAAUUGCGGGUUCCUGAGCUAAUCUUCACCAAUUGCUUUGACUACCGCGUUGAUUUAUGGCGCGCAGGCUGUAUGAUCCAUACAUUCAUAUUUGGGUCAUAUCCAUUCUACUACCUAGGUGAAGAUGAAGUUCUGGUCUCACAGAUGAUCCGCUUUGUGGGGAAGUUGCCGAAGGACUGGCAGCCGAUAUGGGAACGCAUGAAGAUGAACUCUGAGCGUGGUUUAAAAUCACCAGAAGAAGUUGAGGUGUCUGAACUAGACAGGAGGCUCAGUAGAAGGGAGCCGGACCCGAUACUUACUCGUCUUGCCUCAGUCAUCCGGCAAUUGAUGAGAUUUGUACCGUCGAGUCGAAUAGAGGCCUCCAUGGCACUUGCUCUCUUGAGGUCAGAGCAGGAUGCAGAUUAUGAUCCUUGA